Salvia hispanica is the source of this 1050-nucleotide messenger RNA. RefSeq names its product putative UDP-3-O-acyl-N-acetylglucosamine deacetylase 1, mitochondrial. NCBI's taxonomy places the organism in Eukaryota, Viridiplantae, Streptophyta, Magnoliopsida, Lamiales, Lamiaceae. Gene Ontology annotation, molecular function: UDP-3-O-acyl-N-acetylglucosamine deacetylase activity. The record is from RefSeq and is a predicted model, not a curated record. Gene Ontology annotation, biological process: lipid A biosynthetic process.
UAUAAUCAAGUGAUUAAGAUUAAUUAUAGCUGAAGAAGUGAAUUUACAGCAGCAGCAGCAGCAGCAGCGAUAGUAUUCAAAUGAGCGUCGCCGCCGCCUUCAAAUCUCUCAAAUCUUCCGCCCUCUUCUCAUGGAAACCCACUGGCAAGCUGCAGAAAACUGUGGCGAAUUGCAUCGAGAGAACCGGUCAGGGACUCCACUCGGGUGACAUAUCCACUGUUAGAAUCCUCCCGGAGGCCGCCCGCGCCGGCCGCUACUUCAUCUUCGGGUCAAACGUUAUUCGCGCAUCGAUUGACAACGUCGUGAGAGACACGCCUCUAUGCACCGCGCUUUCCAAAGAUGGCUACAGCGUUCGCACCGUCGAGCACUUGCUCUCCGCUCUCGAGGCCUGUGGCGUCGAUAAUUGCCGCAUUGAGAUUGACGGAUCCAGCAAUUGCGAUCGCUCCGUUGAGGUUCCUAUCUUUGACGGGUCAGCAAGAGAAUGGGUGGACGCAAUCAAUCAAUCCGGAUUAAAGGUGGCUGUAGAUAUUGGUGGUCAAAGUUGUCAAAAAUUGGCACCGUAUCUCAACGAACCUGUUCAUGUGCUGCAUAAUGAUUCUUUUAUAACAGCAAUCCCUUAUCCGAAAGUCCGUAUCACAUACGGGAUAGACUACCCACAGGCACCUGCAAUUGGUUGCCAAUGGUUCUCUUCCUCAAUGUUGGAUGAAUCUACCUACUCCAGUUCUAUUGGUCCAUCUAGAACAUUUUGUAUUUAUGAAGAGGUGGAACAUAUGCGCAACUUAGGACUUAUCAAAGGGGGUUCGGCAGAAACAGCUAUUGUCUGUAGCAUGAAUAAGGGAUGGAUGAAUCCACCUCUGCGCUACGACAACGAGCCUUGCAGGCAUAAGGUGUUGGAUCUUAUUGGCGAUUUUUCCCUUUUGGCUCAAGAGGGUAAUCAAGGUCUUCUGGUGGCUCACAUUGUUGCUUAUAAGGGUGGACACUCAGUGCAUGCUGAAUUUGUUCGCCGCCUAGUUGGGAAUGAUGCAGUUUCUGAGGAGCUCACAGCUUAAG